This is a messenger RNA of Oncorhynchus masou masou (cherry salmon), 2145 nucleotides long. RefSeq names its product oocyte zinc finger protein XlCOF6-like. The record is from RefSeq and is a predicted model, not a curated record. The coding region runs from base 283 to 2145 and encodes 620 amino acids. Gene Ontology annotation, biological process: regulation of transcription by RNA polymerase II. NCBI's taxonomy places the organism in Eukaryota, Metazoa, Chordata, Actinopteri, Salmoniformes, Salmonidae. Gene Ontology annotation, molecular function: RNA polymerase II cis-regulatory region sequence-specific DNA binding; DNA-binding transcription factor activity. The transcript has 4 exons.
ACAAGACAACCUCAUACCAGAAGUAGGAAGCCAAACUGAGUUCCGACAGUUUACCGAACUUCACUUAUAGCAUCUCAUCGUUCAAAAAACACUUUUUGCAGAAAAACCAAAUGUAAUGGAAAAGGAAGACCGCAGCUUUUGAUUAAAUAGCCUCAGGCGUUGGUAUUUCUCAGCCUCCAUCCAACGAGACUCGAGGUUACGACCAACAACAUUGCAAGUCAUCAUUAUACAUUUGAAACUAAACUAGUUUUCUAGUUAUCUCAGGGAUUAAAUCCCUAUGCUAUGGACGAGGACCCUGAAGACCCGUCCAGCCCGUCUCCAUCCUGCUCCACGGAACCCCAACCCACUAUGUCCCCGGGUCCGGACAGGAACCAUGGUGACCAGGAGGACAGUAACCAUGGUGAUCAGAAAGACACACCGCAGGGUCAGGAGAGGGUUACUGUGAGUCUGGACAUCAACAGUGAAACACCAACAUUUAAUAUCGUAGUCAAAGAAGAAGAAGAAGACUGGGAACUAGAUAAUACAGGAGAGAGUCCCAGCCAUCACUCUGCAGCCGGGGAGAGACCCUCUACAUCAGGAGAACCUGAACAACACCAGAUGAAACGCAGAACGAGGCAGAAAAAGACCCACCCAUGCCCAGAUUGUGGGAAAUACUGCCAGACAUUAUCGGCGCUACAAAUACACAUGAGAACCCACACAGGAGAGAAGCCUUAUGCCUGCUUUGUGUGUAAGAAAACGUUCAUUAUUAGACAAGCUUUGAAAACACACCAGCGAACACACACAGGAGAGAAGCCUUAUACCUGCUCUGAGUGUGGCAAGGGCUUCGCUCAUCAAUGUAGUUUGAGAUACCAUCAAAAGAGGAAUUCUGAACAGAUUAAAACAGACCCGAAUGAGAAGAUGACCUGCUGUUGUGGACAAGAGUUCUCCUCAAAGUGCGUUCUGGAGGUUCACUUGAAGACGGACACGGGAGCCAAGCCUUACAGCUGCUGUGUGUGUGGCAAGAGGUUCAAUAAAGAAUCAUUAAAAGAACACCAGCGAUCUCACACAGGAGAGAUGCCUUACUCUUGCUCUUUCUGUGGCAAGGGUUACUAUCACAAACCGGCUUGGAAAGCCCACGAGCGAACGCACACCGAGGAGAAGCCCCUGUGCUCCGUGUGCGGACGGACCUGCUCUAGUAAGUAUACGUUAAAAGUCCACGAGCGAACACACACAGGAGAUAUGCCUUUCCUCUGCUCUGAGUGUGGCAAGGGCUUCAUCAGUAAAGGACUCCUGAUGACCCACGAGCGAUUCAACUGUUCCGGGGGAGAAGAACGACGGCGAGCGAAGAGGUUUCACAAGUGUCCGGACUGUGGGAAGGAGUUCACACAAGCAAACAAACUGGAGAGACACAUGAGAACACACACAGGAGAGAGGCCUUACCAGUGCUCUGUGUGUGGGAUGAGGUUCAACCAGAAAGGGAAUCUCAAAACGCAUUUUAAAGUGCACACAGGCAGGGAUCCCAGUUUGCUGCCUGACAUGGACAUGAGGACGACUUCUUCAGAAGCAGCGAAACAACCUCCGGACAACAGACAUAAUGUUGGGAAACCACAACAAUUUCUGAAUCAGAUUGGCAAGGAGGGAACCCACAACCUACCGGCACCACAAACCCACAACCUACCGGCACCACAAACCCACAACCUACCGGCACCACAAACCCACAACCUACCGGCACCACAAAUCCACAACCUACCGGCACCACAAAUCCACAACCUACCGGCACCACAAACCCACAACGUUCCGUCACCACAAACCCACCACCUACCGGCUCCACAAACCCACCACCUCCCGGCAGGGCAGAGGGAGGGAAGCCACCACCACCUCCCGGCAGCGCAGAGGGAGGGAAGUCACCACCACCUCCCGGCAGGGCAGAGGGAGGGAAUCCACCACCACCUCCCCAGCGCCACCACCACCACCUCCCGGCAGCGCAGAGGCGGGAAGCCACCACCACCUCCCGGCAGCGCAGAGGGAGGGAAGCCACCACCACCUCCCGGCAGGAAGCCACCACCACCUCCCGGCAGCGCAGAGGGAGGGAAGCCACCACCACCUCCCGGCACCACAGAAACCCACCAUGUCCCCCAGGGGAGAAAAACACUAUCUCUGCCCUGA